CGAAGGGGCGCGCAUGCGUGGAGGGGGGAGCCUGCUGACAGAUUCUCGGAGGCAUCGGUGGUGGCGGCGGCCCUGGACUGCGGGGAAUGGGAAUCCUAGGGCCCUGACUGAGCACCGCCCCCGCCUCCCUGCCCCCGACAUGGCUCAGGAGAAGAUGGAACUGGACCUGGAACUGCCUCCGGGUACGGGCGGGAGCUCGGCGGAGGGCGGCGGCGGGGGCCUUAGGAGGUCUAACAGCGCCCCCCUGAUCCACGGCCUCAGUGACACUUCUCCGGUGUUCCAGGCCGAGGCGCCUAGCGCCAGGCGGAACAGCACAACGUUCCCGAGCCGCCACGGCCUGCUGCUGCCGGCCUCCCCCGUCCGCAUGCACAGCAGCCGCUUGCACCAGAUCAAACAGGAGGAAGGCAUGGACUUGAUCAACCGAGAGACGGUCCACGAGCGAGAGGUGCAGACCGCAAUGCAGAUAAGCCACUCCUGGGAGGAAAGUUUCAGCCUGAGUGACAACGAUGUGGAGAAAUCCGCCUCCCCAAAGCGCAUCGAUUUCAUUCCGGUGUCACCAGCACCUUCACCCACCCGGGGAAUUGGAAAGCAGUGUUUUUCGCCAUCCUUGCAAAGUUUUGUGAGUAGCAACGGAUUGCCUCCAAGCCCUAUUCCCAGCCCAACUACUCGAUUUACUACCCGGAGAAGCCAGAGUCCCAUCAACUGCAUUAGACCAAGUGUUCUUGGACCAUUGAAAAGAAAAUGUGAAAUGGAAACUGAGUAUCAGCCAAAGAGAUUUUUCCAGGGCAUCACCAACAUGCUUUCUUCUGACGUUGCACAGCUGUCAGAUCCUGGUGUGUGUGUAUCUUCAGAUACCCUGGAUGGAAACAGCAGCAGUGCCGGGUCUUCUUGUAACUCACCAGCGAAAGUCAGCACUACCACCGACUCUCCUGUGUCACCUGCCCAAGCGGCCUCUCCCUUUAUUCCAGUAGAUGAACUUUCAUCUAAGUGAUUCUCCCAUUCUGAAACUUUCUUUCUUUUUUCUUUUAUUUUUUUUUCAAUGGAGAGACAGAAAAAUCAAGUUGGAGCAAGCACUGAACUUUGUUGAUUAAUCUGAGUCUAUUUCCUAUUUGACCCUUUUCCCUUUUUUUGGAAUUUCCUGAAAUGUUAUUCUAGAGAACUUCUAUGUCAGGUUCCUGCGGAUGCCCUUGAAUUCAGUGUAGUAAUAUUUUCAGACUUUUUCCCAAUAAGUGUGUUGAAGCAUACAUUUUACGCUGCUAAUAUGUCUAAAUACAUAUGUUAUCCCUUGAUUUUUUUAAAUAAUUGAGAGCUCUAUUUAUUUAUGGGAAUAUUAAGUUCUGAUGAAAAUAUAAAUGUUGAAUUAAUCAGUAUAGUAAACUGAUGUUUUAAAAUUCCAUACUUUAUGGCCACACUAAUUUUUAAUGUCAUUUUUAAUGAUUGCUAAUUUUCUUUUGAUGAACAAUAACUAUUUACAGCUUUUUAAAAAUGUUAGUUAUAACAUAUCCAGUGGUUGUCUGUUUUACCCAGGAAUCCUUGGGUAUUAAUUUUCUGGGUGCAGAAGUGGAUGGGAGGGGGAGAUGAUAAAGGAACAAAUUAUAAAAGUUUGCAACAAACCUUUUUAAAUUAAAUAUGUAAAAAUAACCAUAUUUAAGAAAAAUGUUUUCUAGUGAAAUUUUAUUAGUAAUUCUAGUUAAUCAUACAAAUAUAACUAUGAUAUAGAAAGUGAACUUUUAAAAAAAUAUUUUUAACCAGAAAGUGCUUUCUUUUGGGUAUAAUCCUAAAGUGCAAUGGGGCAGUGCCUUGCAGUCCUAGCUCACUGUGUAUAGGCUGAGGUAAGAUUCUUUGUGCCACUUCAAACUUAAAAGUUUUUCAAGUAUAGAUAUGUGGGAAGCCCUGUUGAUCUUCAGCAGAGCCCCCUCCAAGCAGAUAAUGCUUCUCAAUGAUUUAUAUACUUUAAAAUAUCCAAUCGUGCCUCAGUUCUGGACAUUCUUGCCAAUGAGGAGCCAGAGCAAUUUUAGGCUGCUUUUUUGCUCUGCCCAUCUGUCACUUUCCUGCCUCUCCCUUGUUCAGGAAGGAAGCAGCUAUUCCUUUGCCAACAGGUUCUUCCUUUCCACUUCUCAUGUAACAGGGCACUGUCAUUUACACAUAGGUACAGUGUGACUCAGUUUCUAACAGUGAGCAACAACAGGACUGAAUUGUUUAACCUCUGUGGUAAAGCUUUAGCUGGAUUUGGUUACCUUGGGGAGGUUGGUUAAAUAAGGCUGGUCAUUUGCAAGAGAAAAGCAGUAGAAUCACAUAGGUAAAUCAUUGUUUAACUUAGAUUUUGUUAAGGGUAGAAUUGUAGAAUAUUCUUUGUCUUUGACAACUAAGACAGUAAGAAUAGCAAAUCACUUUCAUAUUAUACUUCCUUAUGAUACCUCAUCUAUUUUCCUUAACUAGAUAGAUGGGUGGGUGGAAGAAAGAAAGACAGGCAGAUAAAAAGAAUGGAAAGGGUUAAAAAAAAUUAAGAGACUCCAAGAUACCAAGACAAAAACCCUAUCUUACUUGUUAAGGUUAUUACCUAUGAAGACUAACAGUCACAUAGAAUUUUUAUUACUAUGAGAGUAAAUGUUACUAGUCAACUCUUGACAGUUGCCUCAGUGAAAUCCUAUCAAGGGUAAGGUUGUGACCAUGUUUAAAAUUUUCUGUUCUGGAUAAUAAUCUUCCUGUGUUCCAGUCCUGACAGUGUUCCACAAUUCAAACCUAUAUAUUCAGUUUCCUGUUGAUACCUGAUCUGCUUCCAGAGGUACUUUAAAACCCUCAACAUCUUUAAAACAAAGUUGUUGUUGUUGUUGUUGUUGUUGUUGUUGUUGUUUAUCUCUGUUCUUAAUCUGUUCUUGUAUAGUGCCUAAAUUGAUGUCAUCACUGGAACCAUCUUUGACUUUCUCUUUCUUAAUCACCAAGUAUUGUCAACUGCUUUUUAAAUGAACCUCAGAUCUCUCCCCUUCUCUAUCUAUGUUUUCCUUGAUUUAACUUAAGUUCUUGUGUAAGUGAUCUCCCUGCCUGUCUUCUCUCUUUGAUCUUCACACUGACUCUAGGGCGAUCUUUUGAAAAAUACAAACUUGAAUUUUUCACUCUCUUGUUUGAAAAUAUUCCUUUUCAUUUCCUACAGUUUAGGGAAUUUUUUUUUUUAGCCUGAUUUACAAGGUCUUCAUGAUCUGGACAUAUUCUAAAAUGGCUUCAUUCCUCCCUAAGCCCCUUCCCAGUACACAUUCUUCCUUCCUAUUCUGCGAACACUAGACUACUUGAUAUUCCUUAAAUAUUUUGUGUACUUUCUUGUGUUUUGUGCUUUUUCUUAGGUUGUUCCUUCUCCAUAAAAGGGCAUAUCCUUUUUAGUCAGGAUUUUUUUCUUUUUAUUGCAUGUAAAUUUAAGAAAGCAGUGUAAACUUACUGAUUAUAAAAUAUUUAAACAAUGUAGAUAUUUACACAGUAAAAAAAAAAAAGCCUCCCUGUUACUGUAAAAUUUAUCAUCUUGUUCCACAGGUAAUUUUUGUUAACAAGUUGGUAUAUAUUUUACAAGAUGGGUUACUUUGCAUUUCCAUGUACAUAUGUAUAUACAUGCAGGAAACACACAUUUCAUUGACAGCUCUCUUUCUUUCUCCCCAUAUCUAAUUACUUGCCAAGUCUUACUAAUUUUAUCCUCUAGAAUCCAUUCCUCAUUUUCAUCUCUGCUGCCACCCUGAUCCAGACUAUCAUCAUUUCCUUCUUAAAUAUAUGACUCCAACUCUGGUUGACUACCUAUUCAUUCUUUCGAAAGCAACUGGAGCUUUUAAAAUUGCAGAUGUGAUCCUUCCAUCUCCCAACAUUUCCUUCUUAAAGCUUUUUAUUGGCUUCUGUUGUUCUUAUGAGUUUGCCAAAAGGUUUUAAUUCUGACCUAGGAGGCCAGGAGGGAUCUGACAUUUGUCUCUUCCCUUGUUUACUGUGCUCCACCUUCAGUGACUAGCUUUCUUCUACUUAAAUACAUUAUGUUCUCUCCAAUUUUAGGUCUUUUUACCAGAUCCUUUUCCCUGAAGGUAUGGAAAAGUUUUAUUUCUAUAAAUUUAUUAUUUUUUAUAGAUAAGUUUUAAAUUAGCUAAGGCUCUAAGAGUUUAUGUGGUCAUUUACAUUACCAUAGUAUUGUUCAUAACUUCAAUCAUUGCUCCUUAUGUAGUUUAUGUAAAAAUUAUCCUUCAAAAAUAUUUUAAGGUAUUAGUAUUGCUAAUCUACAAUAAACCUUGUACAAGAAGUCCUAAAGCAAUUAACAACCUUCAGUUAUAGUAUAGUUUGUCAUAUAUAAUAAAAUUCUAUGCAAUAUUUUCCUUUAUUAUGUUUGUUAAAAACAUAGUCUAAAAUGUAAAACAUAGUGUAAAAAAUUAUAUAUAAAAUAAUUAUUGGUUGCCAAAUCCAAGCCUACUGGGUGCCAGAACCUUCAAACAUAUUUGAAAGACUGAUUGUAAUCAAGAAAAACCUGCUUUCCAGUGAUUCAAUUUAUUAAUUCAGCCCACUACACACUUACAGCAAGAGACCAUUCUUGAUAUAUUUGGCAGUACACUGGGUGCAAAGGUCAAGACUUAGGAGGGCAAUAAGACUGAAAACUUUUUUUUCCUCUGGGUAUAUUUUGAAUCAGUAGAAAAAGGGUGAAGAUUCAAGAGAGGUCAGAGAUAGGGAAAUGGUUGCCAGACAACCAGCAGAGGAAGAUGAUGUAAUCUACGAUUCCUGGAUAGCAUCAGAGAAAAGAAGAAAUAGUUGGCCUUGGAAAGGAGGACAGUAGACUUUUUUAUCUUCUGAUACUUUCUUAAAAAUUGGGAGGAAACAUCAGUAAAUAUUGGAUUGAUUUGCUGUUUCAGGAGUUCAGGAGUACAGAGAAGAUUUGUGGAAAGUAGAAAGAAUUUAUGUCUGAUUUGUUUUAUUUUUAUUUUUUAUUUUAUUUUUAUUUGAGGAAUCUAAGAUAUUUGAGGAUAGAGACAGUGAAUUUAGAAGCUUAGGUGAAAUAAAGGUUUAAUGUUGCUCUGAGAAUAUGUAAAUGACUUAAGGAUGAGUAAAAGAUUUAUUCAGCCAUUUUGGAUGCCAUGUUGCAGUUGGAUAAUAGGCACAAAGGAAGUGUGUUGAGUUGACUAGGUUUGGGAAUUUGUUAAGUGGGUACUAGGUAAAGUCCAGUUUUGCUGAAAAUAUAGUUUGAAUGAUUGGCAAAGGUGUUGAAGGUGGUCAGAGAAGUCAGCAAAGGCUGAUGGACUGGGCCUUUUUUUUUUUUUUCAAGGUCUUACCUUAUUUAAUUAGCCAUACCAAAUAUGCAGAGACUCUGGUCUUAUGUAGCAGUUUUUCCUAUAAUUUUUCAUGGCUGAUUUUGUUUAGCUAGAGAAGCAUCUUUGAAAGCAAUCCUUGAAUUCCCCUCAUUUGUGUCACGUUCACAGUGACCUAGAUAGAGUUCUUUGACAUCCAAGUAAAAAUGUUCACACAUCUAUAAUCCCAGUGAUUCAGGGGGCUGAGGCAGAAGGAUCACAAUUCAAGACCAGUAAGGGCAACUUAGAGAAACCCUGUCACAAAAUAAGAAUAGCUGGGGAUGUAGCUCAGUGAUAGAGCAUCACUGGGUUCAAUCUCUAGUACCACAAAAAAUAUUAUAUAAAAAUUAAUAAAGUAUAUGCUUUGUGACAGGCACUAUUCUGGGUGCUAAACAAAUAUAUUAAUGCAUUUAAUUUUUAUCAUUGUCAUCUGAGGUAAGUACUGUUGUGCUCUUUUUAUUUAAGGAGAAAAUGGAGAUGCAGAGCAGUUAAGUAACUUGUCCAGGAUUCUAGAACUGGGAGGUAAAGCAGUGUAUUGUGGUGGUUAAGGACAGACUGUGGAACCAGAUGGCCGUAGUGAGGAUUAAAUGGAUCAGUAUAUGUAAUGCCCUUAGAACAGUGCUCAGUGAUUUCUGUCAGAUGAUCAGCUAUCAUUGUGGUGGUGGUAAUGACUGGUGUUGUUAUUAAGAAUGUACUUUCUAAGAAAUAUUUAUCUUUUUUGCUGAAACACUUAUUUUCAUACUGAGUAGUAUGCUCUCUGCCCUUCAGGGUAGACUAUCCUUUUCUAAUAUGUUUUUGAUAUUAGAAAGUCUCACUUACACUGAGUAGACUCCUUCUUUAACUUCCACUCUUUCAUUCAUGUCCAGUUCAUUGAAAAAUGAAGAAGUCUUAUUCCUCAUUUUUAAGGUGUCCUCCUUCAAAAAUCAGAAAUUCUGAUUUUUCUCUGGUGUCUGCUUCUUGCUUCUAGAUUUUAGAAAUCUUGAGCAGUUCCUUCAGUUUACUCCCUCUGUGAAAUAAGUCAGUCACUAUUUUGGCAACCAUGAUUUUCAGAAGAUUGUGAUCCCUUCAAGACUGUAUUUGCUUUCCUGGGUCAAAUAUGAGAGAUGGUCUAAUAUCAUGAGGUUUGCCAGUAAUAAAAAUUAAUGCUAAUAUGGGUCAAGACAUUCUUUUCAGUGACUUAUGAGUUCAUUCAGUCCUCGUGAAAAACCUAAGAGGCAGGUGCUAUGAGUAUUCCCAUUUAACAGAUGAGAAAACCAGAUACAUUUUCUUAAGUCCCUAUUACUUCCUUAAUUUUUCUUUUUGGAAUUUAGUUGCUCUUUGUUUUCUCCUGAUGAUCAGAAUUUUUUUUUCUUAUUUGAAAUAAAUCCGGAUUUCCAGCUAACUAGCUGCUUGUUAAUUUUGUUAGCAUUGUUACUUCUAUUUUGAAUCAAAUGAUAUGUUUAUUUAAAAUGAUGCCUUUAGAUAUCAGAGGAAGGCAUUGGAAGAAUUUUUAAUAGGUAAAAAAAUUAAAAUGUAUAAAAGGAAAUAAUACUUCACAGCUUUACAUAUUUUAAACUGAUGUGUUACUUGUUAUGAUAAGGAAUACUCAAACUACAAAUCUUGGGAAUUUUUUUGUUUUCUUUAAAUAUAAAUAUAUUAAAAUAUAUAUAUAUAUAUAAACUUCAUUACAAUAUGAGUAUGCAUACACCCACACAUCUGUUUGUUAUGUUUGGUUUAUACACCAUCAAAUUGAUUUAGGUUUUCUUAAAUGUAUCAUUCCUAGGGAAACAAAGACAAGAACCAGUUUGAUCCUUCCUUCAUUCCUCCUGCCCACAAAACUAUAAGUUAAAAGUAUGUAAUUUUUUAAAGGAAAAAGUAACAAGAUUCAAAGAAUGAUCCAAAACUUCUUAUUACCUAAAUACUAACAAGCUUGACUUCUUUUUUUACAGGAAGUUCUCCCCAGAGAUAGAGAUUUAAAGUCAGGGAAACCAAGCAAUCCUUAAACUUUCCCCUUCUUCCUCUCUUUUUAACUGUGCUUCAUAGAAAAUCAGUGAAAGGACUCAAAAAAGAAAACUUCCUUUGUAAUACAUUCUGGAAUUGAUACUAGACUUAAAAUUUCACACUGUCUUGCCCCUGUAUUUAAGUUUUUGAAACUAACUAUUGAAAGCCACAAUGUGUUCCAAAAGGUUAGUAUCAUUUUUAGAAGUUGAAUAAAUAUUUGCAAAACA
Molecule: messenger RNA, 7504 nt
Organism: Ictidomys tridecemlineatus (thirteen-lined ground squirrel)
Lineage: Eukaryota; Metazoa; Chordata; Mammalia; Rodentia; Sciuridae
Gene: Pabir1
Product: PP2A Aalpha (PPP2R1A) and B55A (PPP2R2A) interacting phosphatase regulator 1
Molecular function (GO): protein serine/threonine phosphatase inhibitor activity
Source: RefSeq, a predicted model, not a curated record